This is a messenger RNA of Olea europaea var. sylvestris, 1525 nucleotides long. RefSeq lists its product as uncharacterized. Gene Ontology annotation, molecular function: nucleic acid binding. The annotation marks the transcript as partial. Gene Ontology annotation, biological process: DNA integration. The record is from RefSeq and is a predicted model, not a curated record. The transcript is spliced from 9 exons. Lineage: Eukaryota; Viridiplantae; Streptophyta; Magnoliopsida; Lamiales; Oleaceae.
GGAGUCAGAAGUUUCUUGGGUUACACUGGGUUUUUACCAUCGCUUCAUCAAAGACUUUUUCAAAAUCUCGAAGCCGUUAUGCAAUCUAUUGGAAAAAUGGGCUCCAUUUUACUUUUCUGAGGAGUGCUUGACUGCUUUCAACACCUUAAAGGAAAAAUUGGUAUUUGCUCUAGUGUUGACUUCUUUAGAUUGGAAUUAUUCGUUUGAGCUUAUGUGUGAUACUAGUGAUCACGCAGUGGGGACAGUGUUAGAUCACUCAGCCUUGAAAUAUCUAAUGAGCAAGAAGGAUGCAAAGCUGAGACUUAUUCGAUUGAUACUCCUAUUGCAAGAAUUCAAUUUAGAGAUCAGAGAUAAAAAGGAGAUCGAGAAUAUCAUCACAAGACCAUGGUACACCGAUUACGUCAAUUAUUUGGCCCGUUCCAUCAUACUACUGGACUACUCAAGGCACCAGAAGAAGAAAUUCUUCAGUGACAUAAAACACAACUUUUGGGAUGAUCCAAUUCUUUACAGAAAGGGUCCAGAUCAUAUCAUAUGCUAUCGUGUGCUAGAAGUACAACAACAACAACAAAGGAUUGGAAACAUCUCAAGGAAGAAUGAGAUGCCCUUAAACAGCAUUUUGGAAGUUGAAAUAUUUGACGUUUGGGACAUUGACUUCAUGAGACCUUUUUAUCCAUCAUACGGGCAACAGUAUAUACUGGUGGCAAUGGAUUACGUGUCUAAAUGGGUUGAGGUAGUUGCUUUGCCAGCCAAUGGAGGUCAAGUAGUGACUCAUUUUCUGAAGAAGAACAUUUUCACAAGGUAUGGCACCCCGAGGGCAAUUAAUAGUGAUGGUGGGAAGUAUUUUUGUAACAGCCUUUUUGCAUCACUAUUGGCCAAGUAUGAGGUGGAGAUCUUCAACAGGGAGUUAAAGAAAAUUCUUGAAGUUACGGUCAAUGCAUCAUGUAAAGACUAUCCUAAGAAAUUGGAAGAUGCACUUUGGGCUUAUAGAACAGCAUUUAAGACUCCAAUUGGCAUGUCUCCAUAUCAAUUGGGCAGCAAGAGAAAAAGGGUUCUACAACUUCAUGAGCUCAAUGAGUUUCGUUUGGAUUCGUAUGAGAAUGCAAAGAAUUACAAGGAAAAGACCAAGAGAUGGCACGACAAGCAUAUAAAGAAAAAUGAGUUUCAGCUAAAGUCUAGGUGGUUGGGUCCUUUCACAGUGGUAGCCGUGUCUCCACAUGGUGCUGUGGAGAUGGUGUCUUGGGAUCAACAUAGAAGGUUUAAAGUAAAUAGACAAAGGUUGAAAGCUUAUCAGGGAGGUGACUACUCUAGUGAGAAGACAACCAUACCUCUUAAUAGUGCAGAAUAUGGCCCCCCCAAUGAAAGAAUACUCCCUCCAUCUCCAAAGGCAAGGAAAAGGUCGCAGGAUCUUCUAGAACAGCUCGAACACGACUUGACGACAGGGGUUGGGAGAAAAUUACAAGUGAACCUCAGAAGGUCUAUCCCACUUUGGUGCAAGAAUUCUAUGCCAACUUCAAUGAAGAUUUAG